Messenger RNA from Guyanagaster necrorhizus, 852 nucleotides. RefSeq lists its product as uncharacterized. Lineage: Eukaryota; Fungi; Basidiomycota; Agaricomycetes; Agaricales; Physalacriaceae. The record is from RefSeq and is a predicted model, not a curated record. The coding region runs from base 1 to 852 and encodes 283 amino acids. The transcript is spliced from 7 exons.
AUGACUACCAACACUCAACGGCCUCUCCUUCAUGCAUUAGAAAGUAUGUUGUACUCUCAAGAUUGCUGCCGGCCGUGGAACUAUGCCUGGGUUAAGCAAUAUCAGCGCUUUCGAGCACAGAAAUCUUGCGGUUUUUUCCAGAUAGGACUCUGGGGUAUCGAUAAAGUGAUCUAUUGCAUGGAUUUGGUGGGGUCCAAUGAUGUGUGCGUGGUCGGUUGUCCUUCGUGUCUCUUCCCGCAAGUACUGAUUUCCCGUUUUCCAGAUUUGGGCCCAUCACCCGUCCUGGUAGGUAAACCACCCCCCCCACCCCAUGAAAAGACCGAGAACUUUCGUUGCGCUGGUUCGCUGUUUCAUUUCCAUCCUUCGGCUAAAGCUUGCUACGACUUCGUGGCUCGGCAUGGUUUCCUACACAGAGGGCUACGACUACCAUCAGAUGUCGACGUCAAGACUCACCUCGGUCGCAAGUCUAUCAAGUCAAGGAGGAAGCAACGCUUUUUCUCCGUGACCGAGGUGGUCUCUUCUCUUCCUUCAUUGCAAUGUUCUAUUACUGUUGACCGACAACGAUGUUUACAGCUACUCCCUUCUCUCUCUGUCAGGGAAGCCGAUCAGGUUCGGCUCUGGGUGAAAGUGAUGGUUUUGGUUUUGGUUCGUUCGUCGACGGAACUCCACCAUCGUUUGAAGCCCGUGAACGAAACCCCAUUCGAGGCUUCUUGGCUCGUCAAUCAGCUUGUUCCCGAUGAACAGACAGUCUUCCCGUCGUCAAUCUGCCUAUACCCAUCCACUUCUAUGGCUCCAUUCUGCUCUUCGCAAAGUGCUGGAUCUGCGGAGUACGGGCUCCCGCUUGGGGACUGA